AUGUGGCUGGGAAAAUUGAGCCCUGCUGAUGAAGCGGGCUUCAGCGUUGUGAUUAACCAGCCUGAUCCCGAUCUUGAUAUUGAGAUCUACUGUCAGAGGAAUGAGAACGCUUCCCCGCAGAACAAUCGAGAGAUCUUCGUUCUUCAAUUUCAACCCUCCAAAGCUCCAUCGCUGAUGCCACCUCUCUGGAGCCGCUCGUUCAAUACGAGACUUACGUCGUCGGAAAUUUCGCAGCAGUUCCGCAACCCUGGGGAUAUCUUCUCUGUCCUGCUGAUUCUCGGCGGGGAUGUUGUUUGUCGCGCCAUCGCCCAGCUGGCGGGGGCUGGGAUCGUCCCCGUCUCGUUUUCUUUCGGAUGGGUCGCGUACAUUGUGACGGCUCUGCUGACAGCGAUCGGUGAGCGACGGCUGAUGCCUUACCCCGACAGUCCGUGCCUGGUCAUCAACGCCCGGUCGGAAUACGUCCGCGAGAACCGCAGCUGGAUCAUAGGCAGGAUAAUGCGCGACUUUGAGGUCUGGAUGGACGAGGGUCGCUCGGACGGGCCGAUCCGUCGCCGCUUGAACCAGAUGCUCGAUCAACGAUGGGAGAAGACUCGUCAGGACGCUGACAAAGUCCAGCCGGGCACUUCAGCGAGUAUCCCUAGGCCAACGAAGGCGGGCCUUUGUGUCUCCGUAUUCCAUGCCGAACAGGCUCAGCCGGGCUAUCAUGGCUAUGAUCUGCUCUACUACAUGGGGAUUGCCACGGCCGUGGUCCAACUUGGGAUUGCCGCUAUCCCGCUCGGGAUCUGGGGCGAUUGGGGUGUUUUUCUUGUCACCGCAGCAGGUAUUGUUCUCUCGUUUACUACUGCUAGCCUUCCCCAGUGGGCGCAGGAGAAGUGGGCGUGUCGACGCAAUUCCCGAAAGACUGUCAUUCUCACUCGUGGCAACGGGUCGCAGCAUGCGAUUGUCAUCGUCGGCACUGGCAAGGGGCUUGACUUGGAGGACCUGGCCAGCGGACCAAUCGACAUGGACGUGUCUCGGGGGUCGUGGACGAGUGUCUCCUUGAUGAUACUCGCUAUCCUUUGGAUAGUUCUAUUGAUCAUUGCCGCGGGGUUGCAACAGAGCACAUGGUUCCUCCUUGCCACGGGCGGGUUAGGCAUAGUCGAGAAUAUCCUUGUUGCUGGUUGGCCGCGACGGCCAGAAGCUUUUGGUGUUCGUUUGACCUUCAAGGAAGUUAUCGGCGAGCCGAGAGUCAUGGAGGCGAUAUUCGCAGUUGAGGAAGCUUACCCUCGCGUUGGUCUCGCGAUGGUAGACAUCUUCUUCCCUGGUAGAUUGUCGCCCAAAGAGAAGGAACGAUGGAAUGAGCUGCGCCAGCUGGCUGAUGCACUCGACGAGUCUCGACGAGAAGACGAUAAGACCUCCAUCGCGUGUAGCUCAACGUCAUAG
This is a messenger RNA of Aspergillus mulundensis, 1422 nucleotides long. RefSeq lists its product as uncharacterized. The transcript is spliced from 3 exons. NCBI's taxonomy places the organism in Eukaryota, Fungi, Ascomycota, Eurotiomycetes, Eurotiales, Aspergillaceae. The record is from RefSeq and is a predicted model, not a curated record. Bases 1 to 1422 code for a protein of 473 amino acids.